Molecule: messenger RNA, 3822 nt
Organism: Prinia subflava (tawny-flanked prinia)
Lineage: Eukaryota; Metazoa; Chordata; Aves; Passeriformes; Cisticolidae
Gene: CDHR5
Product: cadherin related family member 5
Exons: 15
Coding region: 1-2124 (707 amino acids)
Biological process (GO): adherens junction organization; cell morphogenesis; cell-cell adhesion mediated by cadherin
Cellular component (GO): adherens junction; membrane; catenin complex
Molecular function (GO): cadherin binding; calcium ion binding
Source: RefSeq, a predicted model, not a curated record
AUGGCUAUUCCUCACUGGCUCCUCAUGUCUGUGCUCCUUCUGCUGCCCCUCUUGGCACAGGUUUCGGCACAGGAACCAGGAUGUUCUGUCAAUAACAGCAAACCAAGCGUUCCUGAAAAUAAGUGUCCUUAUGUGGUGACUACCAUCCACGUGCAGCCAGGUUUCACCCUAACAAUUGAUCCCAGUUUCCCUGAUAGCCAAUUCUUCACCAUUGAGGGCUCCGAGCUGCAGCUGACAAAGUGUGUGGACUAUGAGGCAAAAGACCCCGUGCUGCUGCUGUACCUGACCUGCAAGGAUCCUGCUGGCCAGAGCGAUUCCUUGGAAAUCCUGGUCACCAUUCUGAACGAGAACGACAACAGCCCCGUGUUUGCACAGCCAAACCUCAGCAGGGAUGUCCCAGAGGACACAAAAGUGGACACAGCCAUUGUAGCCCGUGAAGAAGUAAGUGCUAGUGAUGCUGACCUGGACACCAUCUACUAUGAACUCACCACCACAGUGCAGGACACAGAUGGUUAUUUCGCCAUAAGAGGAGUCAAUAACCCAGAAAUUUAUUUACAAAAAGCAUUGGACUACGACAAGUUUCAUUCAACAACGUUGCUCUUGUAUGCAAGGGACAGGCCUGUGGCCAGCCCCGACCCCACCAACACGGCCACAGCAACCAUAAGCAUCACCAUCGAGCAGAGUGACACCCGGGCUCCCUGGUUCCUGCCCUGCAGCCGGCUCCACAAUGACUCCAGCGUCUGCAUCAGCAGCCCCUACUCCGGCAGGGUCAACAUUUCCGAGAUGUCGAUGGACCCGCUGCUCCUGGAGCCAGGCCCCAUCCAUGCUGUUGACCCUGACUACACCAUCAAUGACAGGAUCGUGUACAGCAUUGUUGGGGGGAAUACAGGUGAAGUGUUCUCAGUGGAUGCAGACACAGGGAAUCUAACCAUGAACAAAAUAGUGACUUCCCCAGAUUCCUUUCUGUUGCAAGUUAUGGCCACCCAGGUCAGCAACAUAAGGAAAUACUCUGUAGCCACUGUAGAGAUCAAGGUAAUCAAUAAAAGCAAUUUUCCACCCUACUUUGAGAAGAGAGUCUACAACGGGACGGUGUUUGUUGGGCUGCCCCGGAGAAGCUUCGUCUACCAAGCAGGAGAUCCUUCCACCCCCCUGGUGAUAACGGCAAUGGAUCAGGAUUUCCCUGAUAAAGUCAACCCAAACAUCAAGUACUACCUCAAAAACAGCACCGAUUUCAUCGCGACCAGGGACGGGCUCGUCCUGACCAACACGGUGCUGGAGUCCCCAGGAACUGUGACCAUCCAGGCUGUUGGAAAAGAUGUGUUGAGCCUGCAGGAGGCAAGCACCAUAAUUGUGGUGGAGGUCACCCUUGCCACAGCUGUAACCCCUUCUGACAAGAUGUACUCUGCUCAGGACAUGGCUGUCUUAGGGGGCACAUUAGCAGCACUUCUGUUAAUUGCCUUAGUCUUCCUUGGAGUGCUGGUAUGGAAGUCCAGUAGAUGGUAUGAAAAACCUGUCAAACACCUGAUGAAGAAAAAGCUCUCCAAGGAAAUCUCUGAGGGUCACCAGAAUAAGUAUUACCAGGAAGAUGAACAGCCAGAUGUGAGCAGCAAGCAGCAUGAGACAUCAGAAACCAACAGAGUCCAGGCAGAGACUCCUGUGCCAGAGCAGCCAGCACCUGCCUUGCACUCCUCUAGUGCAGAGGAAAUGGAGAGCCUUCCAAAGGGCUCCAUAGCUUCCACUGUCAUCUUUGACCAGGACGAGAAAGAGGAAGAAAAGGAAGAGGCUGGACAGGAGAAAGAAGUGAAGUCAAUCCUCAAAACAGACAGGCACGGGGCAGAUGAUGGCUACAAAGCUGUGUGGUUUAAGACUGACGUGGACCCCGAGGCUGGAGAGAGGGUUGAAGUGAUUGAGGACAAUGCAGCAGAUGAUGAUGAUGAUGAUGGUGAUGACAGUGACCAAGAUCUGCGGAAGAAUGAGGAAGAGGAGGAAGAAGGUUCUGACACAGACAGUCACCACCAAGGGCUGGGAGUGUCCUUUGCCUCAGAGAGCUCGUCACCCCCAGCAGCAGAGGUGACAGUCAACAUGUCCCACACAGAUGCAGGAACAGAUGACUCUGAGUUAUAACUGAAAUUUGGUACAUACCCCCAAAAAUGGGGCAAUCUCAGCUUCUCGGCUGACAUGAAGCCCAUCUUUCUACUCAGGGGGAAAACUGGAAUGCAGAAGGGUGAGGUUAUCUGUCCUGCUUCUCUGAAUACAGCAAACAAGGCCAGAAGAUAUUAUAGCUAAUUUAACCCUUUAGUGAGACCUUGGAAUAUCACUUGGGAUUUUCAGGGUGAAGCUUUUAGUUUUUCUACCUCCCUGCCUGUUCCCCCUGGGUCCCUUGACAUGGCCUUUCCUGAAGUGGCUGCAGGUACAGCAGAGCUGACCUGGCCUGGCAGCAGCAAGCCCAGCUCGCAGGAGCAGCUGAGUUGCACAGUCCAGUGUUGUUUGGCUCUUCCCUUUGGGGUGUUGCAGCAGGGUGUCAGCAGGUCUCUCUGACCCUGCAGGUGCUCCCGUGACCAUGCAGGGGCUGACUUCAGGGCUUGGCUCCGCUCUGUUCUCCCAGCACAAGCAGCUGGAAUGUGCCACCAGGCCCUUGUCCUGCCAGCCAGGAGGUUCCAUGCUCGGGACCUGCUGUCUCCUUUGUCACUGGUAAACAAGGACUGAUCACAUGUUCUUUACUGAAUGAUUUUUCAUCAAUUUUCUAUAUCAUAAACCCACUAAUUGUGCAGUACUUUAGCUGUCUAUCUGCUAUCGGUCAGGCAAAAGAGCUCCUGAGAUAUUGUCUUCAAGUGACAAGUCAUCACUGUUUCCAGGUAGCAGAAGGAAGGAAAUAUUUGAUGCUCUUGUCUAGGUUUGCACCUCCCAUCAACCAAUCUUUUCCCCCAGCUGGCAGCCAAAAUCUGGGCUGGUUUCCUCCAGCUAAAAGCAUAGCUGUGUCCAUUUGCAUCUUCUGAUUAUCAGCACAAGAUUUGUGCUGCUCCUGGAGAAAGAAACCAAAGAGUGACUGCUGGGAUCUGCAGGAACAUCAGAGCACAUGGUGAUUCCCAGGGAGGCUUUUCUCCUCUGGGGCCAUACAUGUCCCUGUCCCAGUGUUCCUGCCCUCAGUCCUGCGCUCCUGUCUCUGAGGAAUGCUGCCCUGGCCUCCUGGACUUCAGGAGCUGUGUUUGUGCUCAAAGUCAAGCCCAGGGCCUGGGAAGCUUUUCCUACUUCCUGCAGCAAAGCUGUUUGGCCAGCAAUUACAGUGUGGUAGUGGAGGGUGGGCAGUGUGCCCAGUGUUUGCCACAUAAGGACUCCCUCCAGCAGCUCUGGGAUAUGUCCAGGAAGCAUUUCCCACAGGACAGAGAGAGCUCUGGCAGCUGCUCACUGCCAGCCCAACACCUCUGGCCACCAGCAGGGCUGAGGGUCGAGCCUGCCUGCCCCCCGUGCUGGUGCUGCUCGUUGGAGGGUUGCUGAUGUGGGCACAAGCUGGAGUGCUUCUCCUCUGCUGGGUUUCCUUGGUGUCUGUGCCAUGUGUGGUUCCUGCCAGUGCCGUGCUGUCUGCCUGCUGCUGUGUACUCUGGAUUUCUGCUGAUUUCACACUGAUUAUGAGCUCCCUGUGACUGCAACCUGUUUUCACCUCUUGGGGCUUUACUUCUCCUCACCAGGGUGCUUCCCAUGCUCUUGGCAUGGGACUGGUCCCAUCAAACCAGUCUUUGUUUCCUCUCAGAUCUCAUCAGUGCGUACAGCCAUGGGAUUUGGUAUUUUUCAGGGUUAUGGGUGUUUAAUUUCAAAGGAGGUGAU